AAUUUUUGUUUGGUUAAUGUUUCGUACGGAACCAUCAAUUAUAGACAUAUAAGAUAGAUACGAGUUCGCAGCGCGUCUUAAAUACUUUGUGAUUAGUUCGGCAAUGUUUACGGCAAUAUUCUGGGGAAAAUACUCUUCCAAUCAUUUAGUUACGGUUGGGUGUACAUCAUCUAAUAAAAACCUUAGCUGAAAACGCUCAUAGAUUAUUUGUCAAUUGUAUUUCACAGUGAACGAAUAGAUUUCACCGUUUGUACUGAAAAAUGAAACAAUUUCAGAUUGUGUCGAUUAUUGUGUUACUCAUCAAUGCUAUAGUUUGCACUGCAAGUGAUAAUGACGAUUUGUGUGUAUUGGAUAAUGGCUGUAGUGACUUGCCAUUAAAAGAACCGGUUGGACCACCUGUGCAUACAAUAUACAGACGUUCGCCAAGUUAUGGUAGUGGAAGUGGUGGAAGUCCAGGACAACCUGGGCAACCAGGUCAGCCUGGUGGAUAUGGAGGUCAAGGUGGACAUGGUGGUGGUGGUGGUGGUUAUGGUGGUAGGGGUGGAGAUGGUGGUAGUGCUGGUGAGCCAGGACAACCAGGUCAACCUGGCGGGUAUGGUAUUGGUGGUCAUAAUGAAUAUGGCGGCGGUGAUGGUAGUCCUGGUCAACCGGGGCAGCCUGGUGGAUAUGGAGGUCGAGGUGGACAUGGUGGUGGUGGUGGUGAUUAUGGUGGUAGAGGAGGAGAUGGCGGCAAUUAUGGCUCCCCUGGACAACCAGGGCAACCAGGAGGAGGAGAGUAUGGCGGUCAGGGUGGUCAUGGUGAUGGUAGUUAUGGAGGCCAAGGUGGAUAUGGUGGCAUUGAUGGUUUACCAGGACAACCUGGCGCACCAGGUGGUGUUGGUGGUUGGAGUGGCAAUGGAGGAGCUGGAGGAGGAUGGAAUGCUGGUUGGGGAGGAGCUGGUGGUAGUGCUGGUGAGCCAGGUCAACCUGGCGGGUAUGGUAUUGGUGGUCAUAAUGAAUAUAGCGGCGGUGAUGGUAGUCCUGGACAACCGGGGCAGCCUGGUGGAUAUGGAGGUCAAGGUGGACAUGGUGGUAGUGGUGGUGGUGGUUAUGGUGGUAGAGGAGGAGAUGGCGGCAGUUAUGGCUCCCCUGGACAACCAGGGCAACCAGGAGGAGGAGAGUAUGGCGGUCAGGGUGGACAUGGUGGUGGUAGUUAUGGUGGCCAAGGAGGAGAUGGAGCAAAUUACGGCUCCCCUGGACAAUCAAGUGGUGGUAAAUACGGCAGUCAGAGUGGUUAUGGUGGCGGUAAUUAUGGUAGCCAAAUUGGAAAUGAAGGAGGAUGGGGAGGAAGUGGCGGUGUAGCUGGUGGUUGGGGUGGAGCUGGUGGUUCAAACGGAGCUCCUGGACAACCUGGCUCACCGGGCAGUUACGGUUGGCCAGCAAGUGAACCUAAUGCUUUGUCUGGUAAUUAUGGCGGUUACGGCGGUGGAGGUGGUGGACAAUGGUCUGGUGCUGGUGGUGCCGGUGGUGGGGGCGCUGGUGGUGGUGGUGGUGCGGGAGGCGCUGGUGGUGCUGCAGGGGGUCGUGGUGGUUAUGGUGGAUUAGGAGGAGCCGGUGGUGCUGCUGGACAUCCGGGUGCAUCGGGUGGUUACGGAUAUGGCGCUGGUGGUGCGGGUGGUGGAGGUGCAGGUGGAGGGGGUGGUGCUGGUGGUGCAGGUGGUACAGCAGGUGGUCAUGGUGGAUAUGGAGGUGGUGGUGGGUGGCAUCGCUGAGAGAUAGAAAAGUUUCGAUUCAUAUAAUGAUAUUAAAUUAGUUACUACAAUAUGUAAACUUAACAGUUGUUUUUCAGAAACUAACUUAAAGAUAAAGCAAUGUGUAAAUAAUAAUAAAUAAUAAUUUGCAUAUUUUACGUUUUCAUGUAACAAACAUUGUGCUAUUAUAUAUUUAUAUGUUAAUCGAGUAUUACAUUUAAUCUAAAAUAAUGUUUAUAAAAGUAGUUUUACUAAGUUUCACUUUUUUCAUGAAAAUGGUUGUAAAUAUUUCUUAUUUAAUUGCAUAUAUGACAUAUUCUACAUGACUCGAAUGUUUAAUAGCUUCUUAUAUCCGAAAAUAGUAAUAAAUAUUUUAUACUGAAAAAUAUAAA
Molecule: messenger RNA, 2122 nt
Organism: Teleopsis dalmanni
Lineage: Eukaryota; Metazoa; Arthropoda; Insecta; Diptera; Diopsidae
Product: glycine-rich cell wall structural protein 1.8-like
Exons: 2
Coding region: 261-1751 (496 amino acids)
Source: RefSeq, a predicted model, not a curated record